Molecule: messenger RNA, 870 nt
Organism: Malania oleifera
Lineage: Eukaryota; Viridiplantae; Streptophyta; Magnoliopsida; Santalales; Ximeniaceae
Product: small ribosomal subunit protein bS21c
Exons: 2
Coding region: 104-652 (182 amino acids)
Biological process (GO): translation
Cellular component (GO): ribosome
Molecular function (GO): structural constituent of ribosome
Source: RefSeq, a predicted model, not a curated record
UCAGACCAGAAGGUCCAGAACUUUCCCCUAUCCCCAAACACAGACGAAAAGCACCCACAAAACCCAAGCACCAGUGCAAGACAGUAUUCUUCCUCAGUCGACAAUGGCUGCGUCAUCGUCUUCUCUCUCCAAUUUCAUCUCCUUUCUCUUCCCGUCAAAACCCCCAGCGCCCAAAACCCCUCCGCCCCACCUUCUCUCUUUCCCUUCCUCUCCUAGUGCUCCCCCGUCUGUCUCUUCUUCAUCGGCAUCAUCGUUAUCCGCUCAUUUUCUGAGAGAUAGAGAUGGGUCGUCGUCGUCUGCGGAUUUGAUGUCGGUGGUGUGUCCUUCUCUGGCGAAUGCGAACACCCUUUUCUUCAAGUCGGGGUACAACGUUCAAGUGGUUGUGGAGGAGAACGAGCCGGAGGAGAGGCUGGUGAACCGGUUCAAGAGGGAGGUUAUGAGGGCUGGGGUCAUUCAGGAGUGCAGGCGCCGGCGGUUCUUCGAGAGCACACAGGAUAAGAGGAAGCGCAAGACCCGCGAGGCCGCUAGGCGUAAUCGUAGAAGACGUCCUCAAGCAAGAGUUGCAUCACUGAAUAAUGAGAAAGCCUCUCGGAGCAAGGAUGACGAUGAAGAAGACAAUUGGGAACUUCCUGAAGGUGGCCUGCCCUAUUGACUGCAUUGAACUACAUCUUCUUCCUUGGAGAAACUGUCUAUUUUGCUAUGAAGGCUUUGGUUCUUGUAAUUUCCAACGGGCGUGUUCUUUCUUGUGUACUAGUAAAUUAUUUCUUUGUUUCCUUUUUUGCACUAAAGUUGUGAUUUUUUAUUCUCGGAUUCUUGACUGUUGUAAGUCCGCUUUGUCUGCUUAAUGAAAAAUAAAUUUAUUUCUUCCUA